Molecule: messenger RNA, 1747 nt
Organism: Arachis duranensis
Lineage: Eukaryota; Viridiplantae; Streptophyta; Magnoliopsida; Fabales; Fabaceae
Exons: 3
Coding region: 149-541 (130 amino acids)
Source: RefSeq, a predicted model, not a curated record
GAAGCUGCCGCUUCUGCUUGCCGUCGCCGUUGAGAUCGCGGGCUUGGAACCGCCGCGCCUUCAUUCCCGCUGCUCGCCUUUCCUGUCACAGCCACCGUCGCCGCCACGAAGUCCGUCGCCGUUGCUGCAGCUGUCAGCGCCGUCAUCCAUGGGUGAGGCAGAGGAGAGAGAUCCGGGAGGAAGGGAGGAUCAGGACCUGUCCAGCCACCGCGCACAGUUGCCGCUCCUAUCACCGGCCAUCCUCAUCAAAUCCGCCGCCUCCGAAGCUUCUGGCUGCGACUUCUGGCCGCACCUCAACCUCUGCCGCCGGAGAGCGCUGCUGCCACCGAAAACCGUCUGUGUAUGUUGGAAACUGCCGCCGGAACCCCUGUCUUCUUGGUUUGGGUUCCAAUAUUUGCGUGUCGAAAUUAAGGUUGUUAUUGAACCACCGGAGCUUUGGGGAGUGCCGGAGCUUCCGCCUGGUCGGUUUAGAGGGUCAUUGCUGCUUUGUUUCUCGUGUGUUGUUACCGCGAUUCUUAAUGCCGCUAUUGAUAUUGUCUGAAAAUAAACAAGGUUGCUGCCGCUGCUGUAAAAUUGAAGAUAAAUAAAAGAGUAAUUGAUGAGUCUAACUACUGAGCUUUGACUAAAUCGAGGUAGGGGUUUUUCUUAAAACCUAAUUUAUAUUACAGAGUUGUGAUAACUAGAUAUUAAUGUCAAAGAACAUAUGGCUGUGAUUAUGAUUGUCUUCUAAAUGUGGUUGUUUGUUGGACUGAAUGAUUGAUUGCUUGAUUGCUUGAUUGCUUGAUUGCUGAAAAGAAAUUAGUUGGAAAUGUUAUUUAGUUGAUUAUUAUGAAAAUUGGCUUUUCUUGGUUUUGAAGCUAUUUUUGAUAAUGUAAAGGAAUUGGUUUUGGAAAUGAUUUGGAAUAUGAAACUGGAUUAACUUUGGAAAUGGUUUAAUUUUGUGUUGGUGACUUUAUAAAUGAUUUAGUAUUUGAGCUGUUUUGAUUUUAAAGAGAGAUUUAUUAUGGGCACUGAUUUGGUUUGAAAAUAAUUUGAUAUUGGAACUAGCUGAAUCUUGGAAAAUGAUUGAGGUUUGGAAAAGGUUUGAGAAAUGUUUGGAUGGGACCCGAACAGGGUGGCAAAGUCCGAAUUUUAGAGGAGAUGCUGCCGAAAUUUUAUAAAAUUGGAAGUUUUAUUUGAAGUAAUUAACUAAAGAUUUGUUUUUAAACAUUAUAUGUUUUAAGGAUAAUCUAUUUAUCAAAGAAAGAAUUAUGUUUUGGAAUUAAGACUGUUAAUGAACGGAAUGGAAAGAGGAUUGAUGAGGAUUUUUCUUUGAAAUAUGGCUUUUGAAUGAAUUUGGAAAUGAGGUUUGGAUUGAUGAAUGAUUAUGAUGUUGAGAAUGUUGAGAUAUGUGGCUUAUGAAUUUGAAAUAUCUGAGAUACGAGGUUCCCUGGAUUAAGUACCGUGGCUUGCCACCACGUGUACCAGGUUGAAAACUCGAUACUCUGUUGACCCUACGACGUAAGUGUGACCGGGCACUAUAUAAAUUCCCGGGAAUGUUACCCCCAUAGAGCAAUAUUGAUUAUUUGAGAAAAAGCUAUGCAUAGACUCUUGGGGAUGCACGUCGGGGGACAGUCUAAGGACAAUUCAGACUUGUCGGGUUGGCUGGAUAACCGACAGAUGAGCCUCAUCAGCCAUAGGACAGGCAUGCAUCAUAUGCAUUUGUAUGCUUUGCUUGGGUUUGAACUUGUUUUGGUGUGCCUAAUUG